AUGUCGGCGCUCGCGAGAAGCUCGACGGCGUCCGAGCCCGCGGUCCGGCUGCUGCUCCUGACGGCGGCGCUGGUCGCCAGCGCCGCCGGCGCCUCGGUCUGCGACACGGCCAGCUGCGGCAAGGGCACCUGCGCCGAGCUGCCGAAAGUGAUCCCCUUCGUGCCCAACUACGCGUGCCACUGCGACCCCGGCUGGUCCCAGCCCUUCCCGGCCAUCUCCUCCUCGCCCUGCGUCAUCCCCAACUGUUCCUUCGAAGGCGCCUGCUUCAACCACAGCCUGACGCCGCCGCCUCCGCCCAAACCCGGCUUUCCCAUGGAAGUCUGCGCCGCCGUGAGCUGCGGGCCGGGGGGAGCGUGCAAGGCCGGCGCCGCCCCGUUCAGCUACAGCUGCGAGUGCCAGCCGGGCUACGCCAACCUCCUCAACCUCGCCGGCCUUCCCUGCGUCAAGAACUCGGCGGGGCUGAUUACGGAGUUUAGCAGGCUAUAG
This is a messenger RNA of Panicum virgatum (switchgrass), 486 nucleotides long. Its product is annotated as fibropellin-1-like. Bases 1 to 486 code for a protein of 161 amino acids. The transcript is spliced from 4 exons. NCBI's taxonomy places the organism in Eukaryota, Viridiplantae, Streptophyta, Magnoliopsida, Poales, Poaceae. The record is from RefSeq and is a predicted model, not a curated record.